AUGUCUUCUGUCCCGAGGCGCACGGCGUCAACCUCGUCUAGACCGUCGCGAGCAGCCGCUCCAUCGGAACUCCCCCACCGGACGAGAAGCGUGGCGGUUCGACCAUCCAACACCUCCCAGCCCCCCUUCCCCCGAACCAUCAACUAUGCCGCCUUUGACAGCGUAGGGCGAUCGGAUGGCGACACCAGCACUCGCCGCGACCGCGACCUCUCCGCCGAGAGACCGACCACUGCUCGGACCGAGUCCUCCCGCCGACAUCACCAACGAACGCCGUCAACGCAGCCGCGUGAAAAUGAGUUGGCUCCAGUUGAUUCUGCGCCCGCGUCUGCGAGCGCACCCGGCCAGCCCAAGCGGCGAACCACCAUCUCCACCCCCACGGGGAAUUGGGCGUUGGGAAAGACGAUCGGUGCAGGUAGUAUGGGUAAAGUGAAAUUGGCCAAGAACAUCGAGACUGGAGAACAGGUUGCUGUCAAAAUCGUUCCUCGUUUGUCGACCGAGGAGCACAAAUCGCCCCGCGAAACGGAGCGAGCUGAUCGCUCUAAAGAGAUUCGAACGGCAAGAGAGGCGGCUAUCGUCUCCCUCACGAACCACCCGUACAUCUGCGGUAUGCGGGACGUGGUCCGGACCACAUAUCACUGGUACAUGCUGUUUGAGUAUGUCAAUGGUGGUCAGAUGCUGGACUACAUCAUCUCUCAUGGGAAGCUGAAGGAGAAACAAGCGCGGAAGUUUGCCCGCCAGAUCGCCAGUGCGCUCGACUAUUGUCAUCGCAACAGUAUCGUUCAUCGCGACCUCAAAAUUGAGAAUAUUCUCAUCAGCAAAACUGGCGAUAUCAAAAUCAUCGAUUUCGGAUUAAGCAACCUCUUCUCGCCUCGGAGCCUGCUCAAAACUUUCUGUGGAAGUCUGUACUUUGCGGCCCCGGAACUGCUCCAGGCAAGACAGUACACCGGUCCGGAAGUUGAUGUGUGGAGUUUCGGCAUCGUGCUGUAUGUGCUUGUGUGUGGCAAAGUCCCAUUUGACGAUCAAAGCAUGCCUCAACUCCACGCGAAAAUCAAAAAGGGUGUGGUGGAAUAUCCUCCUGGGUUAACCGCUGAAUGCCGACACAUCAUCUCUCGAAUGCUGGUUACAGAUCCGAAGCAGCGAGCCAGCUUGGCUGAGAUUAUGAAUCAUCCCUGGAUGAACAAGGGCUUCAGCGCACCGCCCGAAAACUACCUUCCAGCUCGAGAACCCUUGCAGCUUCCUUUGGACCAGGAAGUCAUCGAAAGAAUGACAGGUUUUGACUUUGGGUCUCCGGAAUACAUCAAUGCCCAAUUGACCAAAACGCUCGAAUCUGAGGAGUACCAGAAUGCAGUGCGGCUGAAUCUUCGCGACCACCCAGUGGCUACCCAGGCAGAGAAGAAACGCGGCGUUUUUGACUUCUAUAAACGAAGAAACUCUGCUGCAAGUCGAGACACUUUGUCUGCUCCUUCUGCCGAAGCUAUUCAAUUGGGCAAUGACCCAAUCAACGCCUACAGCCCGUUGAUAUCAGUGUAUUAUUUGGUCAAGGAGAAGCUUGACAACGAACGAAGCGAGGCCCGACCGGGCGCUCUCGGUCUCCGUCAGCCCGCAGUUACCAACGAUGUCAAAGUGCCCGAGCUGACUCAGCCUGCGGCAGCGUACACGAAUCAGUAUCAGCUGCCUGGCGAGAAAGACACUGGUCGUCGCUCUCGUCCACGAGCUAGAACUCAUGGCGAAGAUGAGGUGACUGAGACGCUCAAGAGUCACCACGUUUCUUCUCCUUCCACACAUGCCGUUCCUACAGCCGCCCAGCUCGAUGCACCAUCCUCCAAGAAGGAAAGUACUGCCGCAGGUAUUUUACGGCGCUUCAGCACGCGCCGGGUCAAAGAUCGAAGCCGCGAUACCGAACGUGAUCGAGAGCGGGUGAGCACUCCCAACACGCCGACACUGAACGUGCAGCCUCCUGCAGACUCUGCAUCUCCCAUCCAUCGCGGCUUCAGUGUGCGGCGCACUCGUCGGGCUGAGCCUUCGCCUGAAUCCGUAACUCCGGUUAGUAGUUAUGCUCAGCAGCAGGAUCUGCUGGCUGCUCCGCAGCCUGGCGACCCCAAUUCCCUGAGCAACAAGUCCCUUGGUCGGUCUACCAGCGUCAACUCGGCUGAUUACCGCACACGACGUGCCGCUCGGAGGGCCGACGCUGAUACGCUAGAUGUUGAUCGUCAGCCACCCUCCACAAGCGGCUCGGAUCAGCCUCCACCCGAGAACCAGCGAGACCCAGGGGGUGCAAAGACCGCUGCACGAGGGCACACGGCACGUACCAUGUCGCUUGGUCACGCCCGACGUGAAAGCAUUCAGGCGCGGCGAGCUCGCCGUGAGGCCACGCGAGAAGCCAAUGUCCCAGAGGAGACGGAUGCGGAUAUUACGGGUGCUGGCACCGCGCUAGAAAGCGCCAAUGAAGCAGAAGACUUGUCCAAGCCUGUCUAUCUCAAGGGCCUGUUUAGCGUUUCGACCACUAGCAGCAAGCCCUUGCCUGUCAUCCGUGCCGACAUCAUUCGCGUCCUCAAGCAGCUGGCUGUGGACUACGUGGAGAUCAAGGGUGGGUUUAGCUGCCGCCACGCUCCUAGCAUCGACCUCGACAAGGUGGUCGACGUUGGUCCGCCCAGCCCUGAGCGUCAAGGCCAAGUGUCUCACCGGCGUCGGAUCAGCUUUGGUGGUCUCUUGAGUCAUGAUGACAGCCGUGACGAUAGCCGAGCAUCUCCUCACUCUAAAGUGCAGCGUCGAACUCACGGCCAACCAGAUAACAGCUUCACGACCAACUCUGAUGCCUCAGACGAGUAUGUUGCACGGGAGCCGCCCACUAGCAAUUCUGUUGGCGAGCGGGUAGUUGGAGAAACGACGACGCGUGUUCAAAGCGACACUGGAGAGAAUCUGAUCCUCCGUUUCGAGAUCCUCAUUGUCAAGGUACCUCUGUUCUCGCUUCACGGUAUCCAAUUCAAGAAGGUGUCUGGUGGCAUGUGGCAGUACCGUGAGAUGGCCAAGAAGAUUCUUGAUGCCUUGCGUCUGUAA
Messenger RNA from Penicillium diatomitis, 3057 nucleotides. RefSeq names its product putative serine/threonine protein kinase Kin1 (gene kin1). NCBI's taxonomy places the organism in Eukaryota, Fungi, Ascomycota, Eurotiomycetes, Eurotiales, Aspergillaceae. Gene Ontology annotation, molecular function: protein serine/threonine kinase activity; ATP binding; tau-protein kinase activity. Gene Ontology annotation, biological process: microtubule cytoskeleton organization; intracellular signal transduction; protein phosphorylation. The record is from RefSeq and is a predicted model, not a curated record. The transcript is spliced from 4 exons. The coding region runs from base 1 to 3057 and encodes 1018 amino acids. Gene Ontology annotation, cellular component: cytoplasm.